UUUUUUUUUUUUUUUUUUUUUUUUUUGAUUUUUGUUUGUUUGUUUUUAAAGGCUCCAGGGUAUGGUGAUUCAUCUUGCUAUAUGAAGUGCGGUUUCACUAUGCUAAGUGCUUUCUUCUUUUAAAAUAACCUGAAAGUAGUGGCUUAAAGCACAUGGAGACCAUUAAUUUAGAGAGACUAAAGUAUUUACAUGGGAGAAAAGAGUAUUCCUUCUUAUUAAAUAUUUAUCUCGCAAGACCUCAGUGGGUCAUCAUCAGACAGUACAUGUUUAAUUCUGUUCCUUCUGAGAUGACAUUUUUAAAGGCCUUUCAAGUAAUUAUUAACACUAUGUUGGAUUACCAAAUUGACUAGAUUUGUUCUGUAAUUGGUAUAUUUUAAGUUCUAAUAUCAGUUUGGUGUUUAGAGGUUUUUUUUUUGUUUUUUUUUUUGUUUUUUUUACCUUCAGAAAUGGAGUGUGAAUAUUUAUAAAUCUGUUCUAAGUUUAUUUCAAAAGCCAUGUACCCUAUUUAGUGCUGCCGUCUUCCAGCACUUGGGCACAGAUGGUUAACAUAGCAUGUGGGCUAUGUUACAGAAGGUUUCCAUUGCAGGUGUGGCUUAUGAAGUCACUGAAUCUGGGACUCUUGAACAAAGAAAAGGUGGAUUUUUCCUUUUUGUUAUACAGUGCUAGAGAAAGCAUUGCUUUUUAUUGACAUGACUGGAUUAGUUCUUUACUAAGCAAAUGUGGCUCUAAAGUAAUGUUACCAAAAACACAUAAUUAUAAAUAACAAGAGACUAGAUUCCAACACCCAUCUGACUAACUGCAAAGUCCAUGCUGUUUCCAGUUCCCAAUUUUACCCCUCAAAAUGUGGAAGACAAAGUUCUGUUGAAGCUUUGGAGAAGUCUCUCCUACCAUGGGAUCUCAGUGGUUGGUGGAGAUUGUUGGUUCUAAUGGGAGGAAACUUUUAUAAUUACAGGAAGGUUUGAAUAGUUGUUAUAUUGAGUACUUUGAAGGGAGAGAGAGAAAAGCAAAUAGCAUCAUAUUUGCUAAUUAUCAGGUGAUGGCAGCAGUACUCUAGGAUUUAUUUGUCCAACUAUAAGCUAUCAACUUGAAAUUAAGGUCUUUGAGAGGCUUUAUCCAUAUUUUGAGGGGCGAAAUAGGGAAUUGGAAGCAGCAUGGACUUUGAAGUUAGAUCUAUGUUGAAAUCUAGUCUCUGCCAUUUACAGUUGUGCAUUUUUGGUGACUUCUUAUGCUACUCAUAUGGGGGAGGGUGGCUGUUAGGAGGAUCAGAUCCUCUAACCUGUCAGCAUAGUAUUGAGCUUAGAAUAGCAUGAGUAAUCAAUAAGUAGAGAUGAUAUUACUGCUUCAAUGAUAUUGUUGUUUACGGUACUUUUGAGAAUUUGCUUUGGAAUUGACUUUAGUAUUAUUUUGAGAUAUCUUUACAGGCAUUCAGCGUUCUAUAUUUUUGAUCCAAAAUGGUAUUACUGAGCUGAACAGCUCUUCUCGUGGCCUAAAAUAAUUUUGGCUGUUUCUUACAAAUUAAAUCCACCCUCAGAAGAGGAAUUUUGCUACUCAGUAGAAUAGAGAAUGUACUAUAAGAUCUUUGGGCAGUCACAAAACACAAGUUCCAGAAAUGUGUGGAGCAGUGGCAGUGCUGUUGCCACAAAUGCAUAGACUGUAAAAUAGAAAACACUUCUAGGAUAUAGAAGUUUUGUCACUUAAAAAAAUACAAAGCCAUCUUUACUCUGAGACCUUGAGGGUCUGCCACUUGUUGCCUUGGUCAUGACUGUGGUCCAGGGUUUAGCUGCACGUGCCCUUUGGUUUCGGCAGAGAAGCCUUAAAACCAGGAUCUAUGACUGAGGAACAUUUUGUCAAUAGGAUUGAAAAGUUAAUGGAUUAAAAUGUCUUAACUUUUAAAGACAGAGAUUUACUAAUCUGUUAUCUAUUCACCAGGAUGUCCUGCCCUAGGAUACAGUAAAAUUUUAGAUAAAAGAGCUAUAACCCCUCUGAAAAAUGCCCUUCACUUAUGUCUGGAAAGCAAAAGACACUAUAGACCAGAGACCAAAAAAAUACCAGCCCCUGAAGAUACAGAAAACAGAUUCCUUAUUUUCUACUCUCUGACUUCUGCAAUUUUGCCAAAGUAUUUUGUUUAUUUAUUCCUCUCAGAACUGCAGAAUUACUUUUGGUAGAAUAACAGGUUUCUAUGUCAUUUGCUUAUAAGAUGUGACUUAUUAAGGGAGAAGGGAGGCACUGGAAGCCUUGAGUCAUUCAGCAAGUGUUUACUGAGCACCUAGACUGGGAAAUGAAAGUGUGAUUACACUUACACAAUGGAGGUCUACAACUCUACAAUUCAACUAUAAAUGUUGCGUUGAACUUUCCAAAUAAGAUAGAUGAUUUCAACUCUGUUUUGCAUUGAGAUUACCCCUAUUUUCGCCACUAUGCCCAUUGCAACUAAGAAACACCAGAGCUGCCUCCACCGUGCUUACUAACCUGUGUGUCCCUGGGUGAGCUUGUGCCUCUCCAGGUCAUUAGCCCUUUGAAGGGUAUUAACCUUCCAAACAGCCACUGAUUCCAUUGUGGUUGCCAAAAGCAAGGCACAGGGACAACGCACAUCUGUCAAAUACCUGACAGAUGUCUCUUCCAAUUUCGGUGAUCAAACAAGCGCUGAACUAAGUAUAGUAAGGCAGGAUUAGUCCAUUCCUGCCCCUUUCUAAGUAUCACCCUAGAGAGCUAAUUCCCUCUAAGCCAUUAGCUUUUUCAUUUAAAAGCAAAAGCAUUGCGGGCUGCAGUGCUCAUACCUGUAAUCCAAGCACAUUGGAAGGAUGAGGCAGGAGGAUCACUUGUGCGCAGGAGUUCAAGACCAGCCGGGGUAACAUGGCGAAAUCCCAUCUUUACAAAAAAUAUAAAAAUUAUCUGGGCAUAGUAGUGUGUGCCUUUAGUACCAGCUACUCAGGAGGCUGAAGUGGGAGGAUCACUUGAACUCAGGAAGUCAAGGCUACAGUGAGCCUUAAUCAUGCCACUGUGCAACAGCCUGGGUGACACAGUAAGACUAUGUCUCAAAAAAAGCAUUGAACCAAAAUUAUAAUAAUAUAAUAAUAUUCCCAAACAAUAAAAGAUUUAAACUUGCCUGAUAAAUUUUCAAACUACCUCUCCCUCCUUGGAGAACUACUGGCCCAUAGUACUUCCAACUCUAGAAUCCUGUGUUCCAUGUCAGCUUCUAUCUAUAACAAUUAUGACCUAGUUAGAGCCCCAAGGAAAAUUGGAAUGACAGAAGUUACCCUUUCAAUGAAUUGUAGUAUAAAUUACCCAAACUCUAUUUGGCAACCUUUAUAGCCAAAUGUUAAAUUUUUAAAUAACAUUCUUAAUUCUAAAUGAACUAGAAUUUCUUGUUCCUCCUGAACUUGCCAAAUAAACACAUUUCAAAUGUUAGAUGAACAGAAGCCUAAACCAGAAAUCACUCCAGGCAACUGAGUUUCCAUACCCUUGGAAAUUGUUUUUUCUGUGUUUUUUUUUUUUUAUUUGAUACAUUUGAUUUAAUUUGGUUUACACCUUUUCCCUAUUGAAACGUGACUUUUAAAAAUUAUCCUCCAUGUAUGAUUGGCUUAAAGGCUAAAUCAGAAAACAAGAAUGAUCUGGGCUAUGACAUUAACCUUCUCCACCCUCUGAAGCUGAUGCCGGAAGCUGUUCUCACUCCUUCCCUCUGCUUGCAUGUCCAGUCAUUCCCUUCCUCCUGGCAUGUUGUGCAGGAUGCUCACCUUACUAAUGUUUGCAUAUGACACUGCGAAACUGAUUGACUUUUUGCUAACAUCAGUAGAGUAGCUGUAUGAAUACCGGUCUGUUCUGUCUUAACCAUUAUUUAACCUCUUAACUAAACAUUACCUUUUUUAUCAUUGUCGGGAAUUUCAGAUGAACAAUGUAGUCUCAUGGUGAAGUCUUAUUUUUCACACAUUUAGGCAGGAUUUAUUAAAAUAAGCUUGUCUGUGUGUUAGACAACAUUGGAAAUGUUAGUGAAGAUGUAAAAUGUAUUUACAGUUUUAAAAUACUUGGUAUUUAUAAAGCAUUUUUCUUCUGUAAAGAUUUUUAAAAUAUAUUGCAGACCUCUAAGAAAAUAAGGCAACUGAUAUAUCUUCUGUAGUUCUGUAUAAGACGACCCUUCAGUGGUCUAAAGAUGGAAAACAAAUUGAAGAAAAAAAUUUGUCUUUCAGAUAACUUAUUAAAAAUAGGGUUUCCCAGGAAAUUACAGCUGCAAUUGAGUAUUUCUGUAUAAAGCAGUUGAAAAAUAUAUUUAAACUGUCUUCUCCCCACAAAAGCCUAGAUUUAUGGUGAAAAAAGAAAAAUGUAAACAAAACCCAAAAGAAUAGCAAGCCAUUUACAUGUAUUGGUAUUCAUAAAAGAAUAUCAAUAACCAAGACCCCUUGGAUGAGAUCUAAAGAGAGAAUGAAAGAGAGAGAGGCUGAGUAUGAGCCCCAUUCCCUCCUGUUCCACAGAGGACUGUAGUGCGAUGCCUUCAUAUUGCCUGUGUUUGCUUUGCAGUCGAGGUUUUAUACCUUCGUGUUUAUAAUUUCUCUGUUUAUCCAUUUCUAAUAAGUACUGAUUUAAUUUUUGUGGGCCUGUUUUUUGUUUGUUUGUUUGUUUUUAAGAAAAUACAAAAGGUAAAAUGUACCAGAGAGGAGCCUUCUUGUAAGUAUGAAGUAAAAAUACUACUUUUGUAAGAAGAGCUAAUGAGUAUCAGUAGGAAAAUAUCAUAAAGUUUAGAUAAAUAUUGAAUUUUAUGAGCAUUUUGAUUUUGUAUGUCACUACAUAUAGUCCUAAUAGGAUUAAAAACAAUAAAUUAUUCAUAGACCCAAAUAAUUGAUUAUAAAGAUAAAAUAUCCAGCUUUUUAUAAGCAGUGUAGUUUCAUUUGUAUAAUUGGCUUUGUUUUGCCUUUUUUAAUAAAUAAUUUUUAAAUACUGAGAAGUUCCUUUGAUAUGUACUUUGAAAAUAUUUAUUAAGAUAAUUUAAGGCCAAUAAUUUAGCAUUUAAUCAUAAGAAUUGAGUAUUACAUAUGUGUAUUAAUAUGACACUUAUAUGCCUAGAAUAAUUAUGCUGAUACCAAUGUACAGAGGGUAUAAAACAUCCAUCUGUUGUAUCUUACUAAAGGGAUAUUACCACGUAUCGUAAUCAGGUGGCCAUUCUGCCUUGUAUUCCACUGCUAAGAAAGGAUGUACAGGCUGGUCACCCUCCCUAACCCCUUUGCUAAUGAGUGGUGGUCCUGCCCCCCUGGCUGGCAGGCCCACCCUUCUUCAGCAAGCUGCUGCCCAGGGAAAUGUCACUUUAUUAUCAAUGCUGCUUAAUGAAGAAGGACUGGACAUUAAUUACUCCUGUGAAGAUGGCCAUUCUGCCUUGUAUUCUGCUGCUAAGAAUGGACAUACAGACUGUGUGAGAUUGCUGCUGAGUGCAGAAGCCCAAAUCAAUGCUGCUGAUAAAAAUGGCUUCACACCCUUGUGUGCUGCAGCUGCUCAGGGACAUUUCGAGUGUGUAGAAUUAUUAAUUGCAUAUGAUGCUAACAUUAAUCAUGCUGCUGAUGGAGGACAGACACCUCUAUACCUGGCCUGUAAAAAUGAAAAUAAAGAAUGUAUUAAACUCUUGUUGGAAGCCGGAACCAAUCGAAGUGUAAAAACCACAGAUGGCUGGACACCAGUUCACGCAGCUGUGGACACUGGUAAUGUGGACAGCCUCAAGCUUCUUAUGUACCAUAGAAUACCAGCUUGUGGAAAUUCUUUCAAUGAGGAGGAGUCCGAGUCAGGUGUCUUUGACUUGGAUGGAGGAGAAGAGAGUCCUGAAGGCAUAUUCAAGCCUGUUGUUCCUGCAGACCUCAUUAACCACGCCAACAGAGAAGGCUGGACUGCUGCCCACAUUGCUGCUUCCAAAGGUUUUAAGAACUGCCUAGAAAUCUUGUGUAGACACGGAGGGCUUGAGCCAGAAAGGAGAGACAAGUGCAAUCGGACUGUGCAUGAUGUUGCCACUGAUGACUGCAAGCAUUUGCUGGAGAAUCUGAAUGCUCUUAAAAUACCCUUAAGGAUUUCGGUGGGUGAGAUUGAACCAAGCAACUGUGGUUCUGAUGACUUGGAAUGCGAAAACACAAUAUGUGCUUUAAAUAUCCGCAAACAGACAUCAUGGGAUGAUUUUUCAAAAGCAGUGAGUCAAGCUCUGACAAAUCAUUUCCAAGCAAUCUCUUCUGAUGGAUGGUGGAGUCUGGAAGACGUGACUUGCAAUAACACCACCGAUUCCAACAUCGGCCUCAGUGCAGCAAGCAUACGAUCCAUCACGCUAGGAAAUGUGCCAUGGUCAGUGGGUCAGAGCUUCACGCAGUCCCCGUGGGACUUUAUGAGGAAGAAUAAGGCAGAGCACAUCACUGUGCUUUUGUCAGGUCCUCAAGAGGGCUGCCUCAGUAGUGUGACUUAUGCCUCCAUGAUCCCUCUCCAGAUGAUGCAGAACUAUCUCAGGCUGGUUGAGCAAUAUCAUAAUGUCAUUUUCCAUGGCCCAGAAGGAAGCUUGCAAGACUACAUAGUACAUCAGCUUGCACUCUGCCUGAAGCACAGACAAAUGGCUGCAGGAUUCUCCUGUGAAAUAGUGAGAGCUGAAAUAGAUGCUGGUUUUUCCAAGGAACAGCUGCUAGAUCUGUUCAUCAGUAGCGCUUGUCUGAUUCCAGUGAAACAAUCUCCCAGUAAGAAGAAAAUCAUCAUCAUUUUAGAGAAUUUGGAAAAAUCUUCAUUGUCUGAGUUAUUGAGGGACUUUUUGGCACCUCUUGAAAAUCGCAGCACUGAAAGCCCCUGCACUUUCCAAAAAGGAAAUGGAAUGUCCGAAUGUUAUUACUUUCAUGAGAACUGCUUUCUGAUGGGAACCAUCGCCAAGGCCUGUCUCCAGGGCUCCGACUUGCUGGUGCAGCAGCAUUUCCGCUGGGUGCAGCUGCGGUGGGAUGGCGAGCCCAUGCAAGGACUGCUGCAGAGGUUCUUACGAAGGAAAGUUGUGAAUAAGUUCAAAGGUCAGGCGCCCUCACCCUGUGAUCCUGUGUGCAAGAUUGUCGACUGGGCUCUGUCCGUCUGGCGUCAGCUUAACUCCUGCCUGGCUCGCUUGGGCACACCUGAAGCACUUCUUGGACCAAAAUAUUUCCUGUCUUGUCCUGUAGUUCCUGGACAUGCCCAAGUGACAGUGAAGUGGAUGUCUAAGCUGUGGAAUGGCGUCAUCGCGCCCAGAGUUCAAGAAGCAAUAUUGUCAAGAGCCUCUGUGAAAAGACAACCUGGCUUUGGACAGACAACUGCUAAAAGACACCCUAGCCAAGGACAGCAGGCUGUGGUCAAAGCUGCUCUCAGCAUCUUGCUAAAUAAAGCCGUACUGCAUGGCUGUCCCCUCCCCAGAGCAGAACUAGACCAGCAUACAGCUGAUUUCAAAGGAGGAAGUUUCCCUUUAUCCAUAGUUUCCAGUUAUAACAGUUGUAACAAAAAGAAAGGAGAGAGUGGUGCCUGGAGAAAGGUGAACACCAGUCCUCGCAGGAAGUCUGGCCGCUUCUCUUUACCCACCUGGAAUAAGCCAGACCUAAGCACCGAAGGUAUAAAAAACAAGACUAUAUCACAGCUGAAUUAUAACAGGAAUGUUUCUCUGUCAAAACAAAAGUCUUUAGAGAAUGAUCUGUCACUGACGUUGAAUUUGGAUCAGAGACUCUCUCUGGGUUCGGAUGACGAAGCAGAUCUUGUCAAGGAACUUCAGAGCAUGUGCUCCAGCAAGUCUGAGUCUGAUAUCAGCAAGAUUGCUGAUUCCAGGGAUGAUUUAAGGAUGUUUGAUAGUUCUGGAAACAACCCUAUACUUUCAGCAACUAUUAAUAAUCUGAGAAUGCCAGUGUCACAAAAGGAGGUCAGUCCUCUCAGCAGCCAUCAAACUACUGAAUGCAGCAACAGUAAAUCAAAGACUGAGUUGGGUGUCUCAAGAGUUAAAUCUUUUCUUCCUGUUCCUAGAAGUAAAGUCACCCUGUGUUCCCAGAACACCAAAAGAAGCAGCAGCAGCAGUAAUACAAGGCAAAUAGAAAUCAACAACAACUCAAAAGAAGAGAAUUGGAACUUACACAAAAAUGAACACCUAGACAAACCUAACAAAUAGGCCUGCCUACAAUAUUCUCACUAUUAACUUCCUCUAUUUCACACAGAAACCAAGGACAACAAGAUAUAAAUACCUUUAAAUGGAUAAAAUGUUUUCACUGUAAUAUAAGUUAUGAGUGCGGGACCACUAUUCAAUUUUUUUUGUAAAGAAUGUAUUUAUAACCAACAUUUUGUUGCUUUUUUUUUUUUUUUAAUUCCGUAGGAUUGAACUUCGAUACCAAGAAGUUAUGCCAACUUUUCAAGUAGUUUUAUAAUAGAAAAAAUUGUAAUAGUUUUAACCAAGAUGUUCAGGGGUAUUAAAACAGAACUGUGUACUGUAUAUCUGUAUAUAUGUAUAUAUGUAUGUAUAUUUAAGGAAGUCCACAAAUCAUACUACAUACAUGCUACAAAAUGUAUAACUUUGGCUUAGAUAACAUGUACCAUUUUAAAUGGAGAUCAUAAUUUUAUGUUCACUUGAUGGGGAAUGACUAGAAUGGGGCAAUAACAAAUCAUUUCUAAACAGUUAUUUUCCAUUAAAAGCCAUAUUAAGUAUUUUGCUUGUUAAAUUCUAGUUUUAUGUUUUAAAUCUUAGUAGUUACAUUGCCAUUUGGUAGCAUCAUGUAUAUAUUUAUGCUUAUGAGUUUGCAUUAUGACUCCUGUAAAAUAUGAAAUUAUAAUGCAAUAAAAGUGUUAUCUUUCUUACAAAAGUUUUGUACCUAAGUGGAUAUAAAUAACUGCAUAAAUGAAUAAAUUAAUUCAGAAUUAACUCCUUCAAUAUUAUUUCUAGUAGCACAACUGAUAAUAAAAUUGAUAUUUUCUACAAGUGUUACUACUAAAAUUACAGACAAAAUUACUUAUACAACUCAGUUAAGAUGCUUUGACACUGAAUAAAAUAUUGAUUUAGUGAAAUCA
This is a messenger RNA of Chlorocebus sabaeus (green monkey), 9000 nucleotides long. RefSeq names its product cortactin binding protein 2 (gene CTTNBP2). The record is from RefSeq and is a predicted model, not a curated record. Gene Ontology annotation, biological process: protein dephosphorylation; regulation of synapse organization. Gene Ontology annotation, molecular function: protein phosphatase 2A binding. Lineage: Eukaryota; Metazoa; Chordata; Mammalia; Primates; Cercopithecidae. Gene Ontology annotation, cellular component: glutamatergic synapse; actin cytoskeleton.